This is a messenger RNA of Myxocyprinus asiaticus (Chinese sucker), 1789 nucleotides long. Its product is annotated as 26S proteasome non-ATPase regulatory subunit 5-like. The transcript has 10 exons. The record is from RefSeq and is a predicted model, not a curated record. Gene Ontology annotation, biological process: proteasome assembly. Lineage: Eukaryota; Metazoa; Chordata; Actinopteri; Cypriniformes; Catostomidae. Gene Ontology annotation, cellular component: cytosol. The coding region runs from base 18 to 1532 and encodes 504 amino acids.
CUAAACAUUUGAGCAUCAUGGCGGCGCCUAUAGAGAGACUGCUAAGUGAAAUCUGUGAAUCAGAGGAGCCGAUCGAAGAGCUGAAGAACCUCCGGACCGCCGUGUUUGCGACGCCCGUGAGCGGCUUGAGGGAGGCGGUGUCUGGAGCCCGACUGGAGAUCAUAUUCGGGCUUUUAAACACGAAUGACAAAGAGCAGAUUGAGGUGUGUGUGGAAAUCCUGAAUCGUGUUCUGCAGGCAUUAGAACCCAUCCAGCUGGCUCAGAACUACAAGCCAGCGCUUCAGAGUGGACUGAACCAUCCUGAUGACUCUGUCAAAGUGCUCACCCUCGCACAGAUUGGGCGUGUGGUUGGUCAUGCUGAUGGAGUGACUCAGAUUCUGAACAGUGCAGAAAUCUUGUGUGAUGUGAUUCAUUGCAUCAGCGUUGAACGUAUUGCUGUGGCCAAAGAGGCAAUAGCUGCCCUGGGUAAACUCAGUCACACAAAGGCGGGGCUUGACGCUCUGUUCCGCUCUGAUUUGCUGAACAAACUCAAGGAUGUGAUGACCACCAGUGACAUUAUCAGAUACAGAGUGUACGAGCUGAUUGUAGAGGUGUCUACAGCGUCUCCAGUUUCUCUGGGUUAUUGCGCCAAUAGCAGUUUAAUCUCACAGCUGCUCGAAGAACUGACCGGAGAUGAUGUGUUAGUCAGAGCGACCGCCAUAGAGAUGGUCACCAAUCUGGCUCAGAGUCAACAUGGCCGUCAGUAUCUGUCACAGCAAGGGAUCAUGGAGAAAAUCUCAAACAUGAUAAUCGCUGCAGAGUCUGAUCCUUUCUCAAGCCUUUACCUGCCAGGACUGGUGAAGUUCUUUGGGAGUCUUGCGAUCAUGGACAGCCCUCAGCAGGUGUGUGAGAAGUACCCAAUAUUUCUUGAGAUGGUCUUCACUAUGGCAUUGAACCUUGACCCCACGUUGGCCCCUGUCGCCCUGGAUACGCUCGGAAUACUGGGUGGGACCGUGGAGGGUAAACAGGUCCUGCAUAAAACGGGUGAGAAGUUUACUUCCGUGUUAAAAAGAAUCAGUACAGUCGCCUCUGAUGGAGCCACUGAACUCAGAGUCAGAUGUUUGGACGCACUGGCUCAACUUCUCACAUUACCUGUGGAACAGCAGACGGAUGACCUCUUACUGUUGACAGAGUCGUGGUUUAACUGUCUGAGCUCUCAGCCAAUGGCGAUGAUCCAGAAUAUAAGCACACAACCUUUCCCUGAGCUCCACUGCAGCGCACUACGAAUCUUUACUGCCAUUGGUUGUCAGCCGUGGGGUCAGCAGCUGAUGAUGGACACUCCUGGAUUUGUGGAAUGGGUGAUGGAUCGGUCAGUGGGGACUGGUAAAGAAGCCAAGGAUUGUAAAUAUGAGCUGGUGGGGGUGCUGUUAAGCUCUUCCAGCACGCAGAGGAUCUUUGGAGGAGAAAAUUACUUAAAGCUGAAGACCUACCUGAAAGAGGGACCCUAUAACGUCACCGCUGUGUCUUCAGUCACCACAGAGGGAGCUGACUAAGAUGCACACACACACACACACACACAUUUAUGCAUACAGUACAAACACAUACAUGUUCUAUAUGUUUUUUUUUCUAUACAAAUACUUCAGUUAAAAAAUGUUCCAAAGUCUUUUUCAACUAGAUCAAAUGUGACCAAAUGCUCUUCAAAUAGCUACUCUCACACUCUCACACAAACCAUUUAUACUCCCAGAUGUUGAUGCACUAAAUUAAAGUUGGUUCUGUUUCUAUCUCUUGUGCCAUUAAAGGGUAAAUCUGA